CGGACUGCGGUGCUGCAGAGCCAGAUUGGGUGUCUGUGACUCUGGGUGUGUUCGUGUGUCAGGGAUGCUCUCUCAUCCACAGAAGUAUCCCCUGCCUCAGCCAGGUAAAGUCUGUACUGCAGGACACGUUUGAGAAUAAUGAAACAGAGGUGAGUGAAAAGCUCCUUACAGAUGAUUUAUAAACAGUUCUGUUGCUUAUCAUAGAAAACAGUUGGGUUUGUUUGUUUUUUUGGCUCAAAACAAUUCUGUUGCUUAUCAUAGAAAACAGUUGGGUUUGUUUGUGUUUUUGGCUCAAAUUUGUUUUACUCAGAUUUACUUGGGCUGUUGGCUCCUCCAGGGCUGGUCUUAUUGAAGAAAAGCAGCUCUCUUCGAUGUCCAUCCAAAACCAUCUAAAUCUGCUGUAAUCUCAAAAGCGACAGAGAUUGAUUGGCAGUUUGCCUACUUUAAAGAUUGAGGAUGAAAUCCAUUAGGGCAUGACGUGAGCUUGGGUAUCUAAAGAGGAGAGCGGUUUGUGAUUAUCUUAACAGAGACAUGAUGGACAGAAACUUUGAAUUAGAACCGUUGAAUAAUAAAGAGAUGAGCAAAAACUUACAUCCUUUGCAUUUAUUGUAAAUAAAAAAACAUAUAAACCAUUACAACAGAUCUGAAUAAUUAAUAUGUACUAUACAAGUAUUACUUUUGAUAGUACAGGGUUUCCCAAAUUGUGUUCACUGUGGAUUGUUUUUGUGCCUUUCAUGUUAUUUGUACUCUAAGUCACUUAAAUGUUCAUGCGGCGAUUUGCAAUGCGACAAAACUAGAUUGCUCCCUGUGACGAGGUGGAGGGCGGGGCCGGGCCGUGACUACACAUGCCCGGCCCCCAAUCGGGCUCCGGCCUGCCCGGGGAGGAGUGUGACGAAGCGGAGGGCAUGGCGGGGCCAGGCGUGCAUAGCCAAUUGGGCAAAUCAGCCGAGGAGAGGGAUAAAUGCGACGAAAUGUGGCAGUUCGGGAGAGAGAGAGCCACAUGCAGCUGCCAUGUAUGCGUUUAUGUUUUUGUGUCUUUUUGUUUAAAUUAAAUAUCACUUUGAUUGUUCAGCCGGUUCCCACCUCCUCCUUUCCCAUUUCAACCUUGUUACAUUGGUGCCGAAUCCCAGGAAGCAGGAGGGAUGCUCUGUCGUGGAGUCCUCACCACUGCCAUCCACCCAAAGGAGCAGCCAUAGCCAUCCGCCGUGGGACAGAGGGGCUCGCUGCCGACCGCCUGGACGCGGAGGAAUGACUGCCAGGGUGGAGGAGUUCCCUGCCGGCCGCCAAAACUCGGAGGGGCGUUCCAUCCGCCCGGGGAAGAGCAGCUGCCAUCCACCAGAGGGUGGAGUGAUGGAGGACCAGGCGAUGGCGUGUCUGGGAAACCGGCGAGCACGUUUUUUUCUCUCUCUCUCCUCUCUCUCUCUCUCUCUCUCACUGUUGCUCCUCCUUGCCCUUUCCCUCUCCUCUUUUUUGUUUUUGUUUUGUUUUUCCCUCCCCUCGUCCCCCUCCCUAGCCCUAGAGAGGUGGGGAAAAGCCUGCCAGCAGAUGCCCCCGGAAAGGUGGGGGGGGGUGUACGUCAUGCCUGGGGUUCCCCGGCCUGAGGCAAAGGAGGGAGGAGUGUGACGAGGAGGAGGGCAGGCCAAUUGGGCAAAUCAGCUGAGGAGAGGGAUAAAUGCGGCUGAAUGCGGCAGUUCAGGAGAGAGAGAGCCACAUGCAGCUGUCAUGUUUUAUCGCCUCUAUGGGGAACGAAGCAGCAAAGGCAAAUUACGAACAGCAAGUACCACCGUUUUAUUACCGGCCCUCCCACACAGACUGCAGAAUUUUGAGGGAACAAUGGAUCAGAGCCAAAUAUGAGAGACAAGAGUUUAUACACAUUGAGAAACAAGAGCCUUAUUCAGCAGGGUACAGAGAGGGGUUUCUAUGGAAACGUGGUCGAGACAACGGGCAAUUCCUCAGUCGCAAGUUCAUUCUGUCUGAAAGGGAGGGAGCGCUCAAGUACUUCAACAAGCAGGAUGCGAGAGAAGCAAAAGCCAUAAUGAGGAUUGAAACCCUAAAUGCUACUUUCCAGCCAGCUAAAAUAGGCAACCCCUGUGGACUGCAGAUCACCUAUCUCAAAGACAACAGCACCAGAAAUAUCUUUGUGUACCAUGAAGACAGUAAGGAAAUGGUGGACUGGUUCACUGCAAUCCGAGCAGCACGGUUUCAUUACCAAAAGGUGGCAUUUCCUGGAGCUAAUGAUGAGGACCUGGUACCAAGACUUACACGGAACUUCAUGAAGGAAGGUUACAUGGAGAAAACCGGCCCAAGGCACACAGAAGGUUUUAAGAAAAGGUGGUUUACUAUGGACGAUAGGAGACUGAUGUACUUUAAAGAUCCCUUGGAUGCAUUUGCACGUGGAGAGGUCUUCAUCGGCAGCAAGGAGAACAGCUAUACAGUCGGACCUGGACUGCCACCCUCUAUUCAAGGCUACCAUUGGAAGUAUGGCAUCACCAUUGAAACACCUGACAGGAAAUUCCUGUUUGCUUGUGAAACAGAAGCAGAACAGAAGGACUGGAUCGCUGCUUUUCAGAGAGUCGUCAACCGACCAAUGAUGCCACAGGAAUACGCAGUUGAGGCUCAUUUUAAGCACAAGCCUUGAUGCUGGCUGUAGACCUGCCUAUAUCCAGGUGGGACUGGACAAUAAACAGCAACUCUGUCCAAUGACUCUGGAUACAUGGAGAUGGAGAUUGGGGUGAGCUCUGGACCACAGCAAGUCUCAAAAACUACAAAAGAAGAUUUCCCUUUCUACCUAAAUUUAGUACUAAAGGACCAGACACUGGACUUCAUUGACAACUUCUUAACAGGGCGUAGUCACUGAGGUUUCAUUGUUGUGAAUGUCCCUUUGUAUUUGUUUAAACUCCUCUUUACCAAAGCAGACAUACUGGGUGUCAUUAGCCAAGCUACUGUAUAGAUAUGGCAUGUGAAUGUUCAUUACACUUCAUGUAAAGAUAAAACCUUAACAUUUACUCUCUAAAUGAAGUGGUUGGCAGGCAGCACCAAGUACAGUUGUUGCAUUUUCUUUGCAAUACAUUUUGACUGAUGUUAUUUAUUGGAAAUACCAUAUUGUACUGAAUAUCCAAGCAAAUGCUGCUUUAAAGUAUUGUGGAAUCCUCAGACGCUAAGCAAAAUUAUUUACGUUCAAUUGUCCAAAUGUUUUUUCUGUUUAUGUUCAGUUAAAGGGGUCUUUGAAUCCCCACUAUUCAUUGUGUGGCUGGCAGAUGUGCUGAGUAACUUGCCCAUCACUCAAAUGUGUUAGUAGUCACGGCAAAAAGGAGAAAAUCUCGAAACCAUGUUAGAAAUCGAUAUGUGAAUGAAGAAGCUCUGAUUUAUAAUGAUAUCAUAUAAAGGGCAGUUUUAAGAGCAGAUCAUUUCAUAGCAUAGCGUCAUAUUAUUCUCCAUACUACUUUUGUUGUGUGUAAAUGGUGACUAAGAGCUUCAUUAACAGUUUUUUUGUCUAUACAUCUUGCAAUGCUGAUAAUUCUGUUUUUGAGUAAUCCUCCUCCACAAGGUGGCAGCACAUCACAAAUUAAGAUGCAGCUGCACGUCCCUUUAUUUUUAAAGGAAUAGUUUACCCAAAAAUGAAAACUCAGUCAUCAAUUAGGUACCCUCAUGUUGUUCCAAAUCCAUAUGACUCUCUUUCUGUGGAACACAAAAGGUGAAUUGUUUGAAGAAUAUCCUGGCUAUUCUUUUCCAUGAUAUGAAAGUGAUUUGGGAACGGUGCUGUCAAGCUCCAAAAGGACAAAAAAGCACCAUGAAAGUAUCAUAAAAGUAAUCCAUCCAGUUUAUGCACUAUAUUACAAGUCUUCUGAAGCUAUACAAUAGCUUUGUGUAAGAAACUGAUCAAACUUUAAAGGUGCUGUAAGUGAUUUUAGCCAUUCUGUAAUUAUUUAAUGUGUUUGAACAUAUCUGUUCUUAAAACAGAUCUUGUUAACUGUGGCCCUCCUGUUCAGGUUACAAUGUUCAGUUCUGAUUAGUUUAAAAUAAGGGUAAGUUAACAUUCAGUAACAAAAAGUACUAUGGAAAUGCCAUGUUUUUGGGGGGUACAUUGGGGGUAUAACUGGUACAUGGCUUUUACCAGUUUCUCAUUUGGUGGACUAGUGUCACAUAUUUGGUGGACUAGUGUUACAUAUAUGGAAAUGGCAGCACUAAAUCAGUGCAAUUGUUAAAAAUGAAUAUAUACUGUAAUAAUACAUUCAUAAUGUAUCCUUAAAAAGUCUUUUAGUUACACCAUUUUCAUAUUUACAAAAUGCAUAUUACAGAAAAUGUCAUUUGUAAUGUAAUUUGGUGUGUGUGACUGUGUGUGUAUGGAUAGGGUUGGGGUUUGUCAGACACCGUUGCCUGACAUGAUGCAUUCCACUGCCUUCAUCCCCAUCCGCCUGGCUCCACUGCACUGUGGAAUUGUGUAUUUCAAUGUUGGUUCUGUCUGGUUGCUUGUUGUCAUUGGCGGCUGGGCUGUGCAAGUGAAGCUGGGAAGACACUAUAACUUACACAGCAAGAGGCUGUUUUCAACCCAGCAGGAAAUCAUUAAUUAGGGUGGGGUUGCUUAAGCACUGACCAUCCUAUUUACUUCACAAGAGUGGUCCGGGAAGGUAAAGAAGACUCUGAGUACCAUCAUACUAUCUGUCAAUCACGACUUAAACAUAAAACUUCUCAAAUACACAGUGAAAUCACAAAGGAAAAUGAGUUGAUGAUGUAAUUAGUUUUUAAAAAAGCUGCAUUGUGUGUGUGUGUUUAUUUUUUUUUUUUAAGUUUAUUUACAUGAAGGAGAGCAUGAACUUUGCCUCUAUACCAUGCAAUAUAUAAAAACAACAACAACAACAACAAAAACUCUUUAGCUUAAAUUGAUUCAAUUGUGGACAGUGGUUACACAUGUUUGAAAUGAGUUUUAUUAACUUAAAAUUACUACAGUAUGUAAUCUCAAUUCAAAUAUAUCCUGUAGAGGGAACCUAACUGAAAUGGGUAAACACAACAAAAUGAAACAUGUCAAAGUAACUCAAAUUAAUUUCUUUCAUUUUUUUUUUUUUAAUAAACUGGCUAGUGAUACCACAUAUUAAUAUGCUAAAUACAUGUUGGUGGUAAGCACAACAGAGUGCAGCUUGGUGACUAUGCCAUAGUUAGCACUGCAAUUGCUCAAUAUGGAAAAUAUGUCUUAUGAACCUGUCCUUUUCCUAAGCUCAAGUGCCACUCUUCACCGUAAUGGUAACUGCCAAAACUCCUACAUAACAGAAGCUCUUCAAAAUCUUAACUUAACAACACAUUAAAAAUGAACAAGUAUCCCCUUUCUAUUUAUCUUGUACAAAAACACUUAAAAUAACACUUAAUUUGUACAUUUACUCUCCAUAUCGAGUCCCAUGCAAAGAAUGCUGGAAACUAGAAAUCCCCUGCCCAGUUUCAUCAAUGCUACAUUAAUAUUAAUGCCACAAAAAGCAUUUGUGUUGUCCCAAAUCAAAUGGAUUAAGUAAACUUCCAUUUUACAAAUUUAAAUAAAUAGAAUGCAAUGAAAUCAAGUUGUGACAAAAUGUUCUAGAAUUGUGUUUGCGGUAGUUUUUUGAACAAACAGAAAAAAAAAAACUGUUUGUUUUUUUAGUGUACUUUUUUGUGUGCAAACUUUUGUUAUUAUUUAGAAGAUGUUUAGUUGAGAGAUGGGCUAGUCCAACCUUCUAGUCCAGUGAAUAUUUCUCAUGGCAGAUUUAGUUUUGAAUGUCAGUUUCAUAUGUGUUUUUGUUCAUGUUUUAAUUUCAUGUCUUUUAUUUUAAUAGUUUAGUUCCUGUUUUAUAGUCAUGUGUUCAUGUCAUGUGUUUUCCUGUUCCCUCAUGUGAACUUGUCAUGUGAUCCUGUCAUGUGUUUCCCCUGUUCAUGUGUCUUGUCUUUUCACUGGUUAAAGUUUAUUAGUCUUGUUAUCUUGUUAACAGUUCUGUCUGUUGAUUGGUUGUCAUUGUCAUGCAUGUUCAUGUAUUGAAGCCCUCAUGUUUGCCUUUGUCGGUUGUCAGGUAUUGUUUUGGUGUAAUGUUGUUCAAAUCAAGUCAAGUCCAUGUUUACGUCGCUUUGUUUUGUA
This is a messenger RNA of Myxocyprinus asiaticus (Chinese sucker), 6094 nucleotides long. Its product is annotated as arf-GAP with dual PH domain-containing protein 1-like. Bases 1673 to 2638 code for a protein of 321 amino acids. NCBI's taxonomy places the organism in Eukaryota, Metazoa, Chordata, Actinopteri, Cypriniformes, Catostomidae. The record is from RefSeq and is a predicted model, not a curated record. Gene Ontology annotation, molecular function: GTPase activator activity; phosphatidylinositol bisphosphate binding. Gene Ontology annotation, biological process: positive regulation of GTPase activity. Gene Ontology annotation, cellular component: plasma membrane; intracellular membrane-bounded organelle. The transcript has 11 exons.